This is a messenger RNA of Drosophila ananassae, 884 nucleotides long. RefSeq names its product salivary glue protein Sgs-3 (gene Sgs3). NCBI's taxonomy places the organism in Eukaryota, Metazoa, Arthropoda, Insecta, Diptera, Drosophilidae. The coding region runs from base 39 to 758 and encodes 239 amino acids. The record is from RefSeq and is a predicted model, not a curated record. The transcript has 2 exons.
GGUAUCAGUUUGUGGUCUCGUCCUCAUUCGGCGCUAACAUGAAGCUGACUUUAGCCAGUAUCCUUGUGUGCAUUGUGCUUCUUGGCUUUGCCAAUGAGGCCUCCGCCGCCCCGAAUCUCAUCUCCGUCCUGGAUCCAUGUGCUCCUGUACCGCCCUGCAGCCCCACUAAGGCAACUCCUAAGCCACCAAUUAAAAGGACAACCACUAAAAAGCCAGCCACGAAAAAGACAACCACUAAAAAGCCAGCCACGAAAAAGACAACCACUAAAAAGGCACCCACUAAAAAGACAACCACUAAAAAGCCAGCCACGAAAAAGACAACCACUAAAAAGGCACCCACUAAAAAGACAACCACUAAAAAGCCAGCCACGAAAAAGACAACCACUAAAAAGCCACCCAUUAAAAAUACAACGAAAAAACCAACUCAACCACCCACUAAGCCACCAACCAAGCCAACAACUAAGCGACCAACUCAACCACCAACUAGGCCACCAACUCAACCACCAACCAAACCACCAACUAAGCCACCCACUAAACCAACAACCAAACCAACAACUAAACCGACAACCAAACCAACAACCAAACCACCAACCAAACCACCAACCAAACCACCAACUAAACCUCCAUGUGGUUGCAAGCCUUGUGGUCCUGGAGGCAAACCAUGUCCUGGCUGCGGUGACAAGGAAUCUGUUUGCAAGGACCUCCUCCGUCAAAUCCGCGAACUGAAGGACAAGAUUGGCAAGUGUGUUUGUGGCUAGGAUUUGAAGAUCAAAGGACUCUGCCAAGAUAGUAGUUUGGGGACAUUGGGAACUGUGUUGAUUGUUAUUUUUUGUUAAAAUUAUAUUUCUAUUAAAAUGUUAAAUAUAUUUUUGACCUUAAAAUUA